This is a messenger RNA of Teleopsis dalmanni, 1083 nucleotides long. RefSeq lists its product as uncharacterized. The transcript has a single exon. Bases 1 to 1083 code for a protein of 360 amino acids. The record is from RefSeq and is a predicted model, not a curated record. Lineage: Eukaryota; Metazoa; Arthropoda; Insecta; Diptera; Diopsidae.
AUGGGAGAUUUCAACGCACAAAUCGGGCCAGAUAACAAUGGAAGAAAACAAGUGAUGGGUAAACAUGCUCUCGGCACAAUGAACGAUAAUGGGGAGCGUUUCUAUGAAUUAUGUAACACCAUGGGCCUCACCAUAGGAGGUAGUCUCUUCCCGCACAAACAUUUGCAUAAAGUCACUUGGGUUUCCCCAGAUAAUGCAACAGAAAAUCAAAUCGACCACAUUGCCAUCAGCAAAAUGUGGAGACAUUCAUUAUGUGAUGUCAGAAAUAAAAGAAGUGCAGACAUGGCUUCUGACCACCAUCUACUAAUCGGUGAAAUACAACUCAAAUUAAAUGCGGUCUUUAGAAAGCCACAAUUCAAAAGGAAACGGUUCGACCUCGCCAAACUCGACAAUCCUACUGUUCAAAAUAACUAUCAAUCUCUUUUAUCGGCCCAAAUCCCUAAUCCCUUGCCACUAGAAGAAGAAAUCUUUGAAGCCGAAACUUAUUGGGAACAAGCAAAAUGUGCCUUCACUGAAGCAGCACAACAAAGUGUCGGUAUUCCUCAACGUCAAAAUAAUCCGUGGAUCACCGAACAUACAUGGAAUCUUAUAAAAGCGCGCAAAGGAGAAAAAGAAAAGGUUAACAGUGCAAGAACGCGCCAAACAAAGCAGCAGGCACAAGCCAACUACAGUAUUGCCAACCGCAAAGUUAAACGCAGCGCUAGAGCCGAUAAGCGCAGAUGGCUCGACAAUUUAGCAACAGGAGCCCAAAAAGCAAGCGAAUCACAUAGGCUCAAAGACCUACACAUCAUCACUAAAGCUAUGGUGGGACGUAAACACAGGACUGCAAAACCAAUAAAAAAUACCAGGGGCGAACUAGUACACUCUAUUAUACCAAAGAAAGGUAACCUGAUGGAAUGCUCCAACUGGAGAGGCAUAACUUUACUAAAUGUAGCUUAUAAAGUUAUUGCUCAAAUCUUACAUAAACGUUUAACUUCGGCCGUUGAGCCUACACUACGAGCCGAGCAAGCAGGAUUUAGGCAUAAUCGAUCAUGUGCCGACCACAUAUGUAAACAGCCUUCGAAUAAUAGUCGAACAGUCUAG